AUGUAUAGCUGUGAAGCUCACGGAUGUGUCUGUCCCGUGUCUCAGGCUGGUUUAGGAGGGUUCCCCCACAGCGGCUCUGCAGGAGUGAAGCUGGAGCAGACGAUGGAGACGGAGCAGAAGGAGUGCAGGCUGCGUGAAGCUCACAUCAUGUACGUGCAGCAGCUCGCAGCUCAGCAGGCCGUUCUGACCGCCGCUCGGGCUUCAGGGGCCGGCUUCAUGAGCAGGGGACCCACUCAUCCAUCCCGUGUCUCCAAUCAAAGCAGUUUGGACUCCGAACGCGACCGGGACUCGGAUGAUGGGAUGAUGGAGGGCGAUGAAGGUAGCGAGGAAGAUGAGCAGCCCUUCGGGAGCUUCUCGGGCCCCGGGGCCACCGCAGAUGUGCAGAGAGCUUCGUCUCCUGCUGUCCGGGUCAAACAGGAGCCCGAGGAUGAUCUCUCACCUGUCGGGCGGCCAUCUGUGUCUCCUCCUAACGGCCAAGCGGACUGGAGCUACGAGGAUCACUUUAAAGCAAAUAGAGGUAUAUCCUGGCCGGAUGAUGGGGAUGUUGGUCGUGGAAGAGGGGAAGCGUCCAGAGAUUUCGCCAAGUUAUAUGAGCUGGACAGUGACCCGCACAGGAAGGAGUUUCUGGACGACCUUUUCACCUUCAUGCUGAAACGAGGGACUCCGGUGAACAGGAUCCCCAUCAUGGCGAAGCAGGUUCUGGAUCUGUACAAGCUGUACAAGCUGGUGACGGAGAAGGGUGGACUGGUGGAGGUCAUCAACAAGAAGAUCUGGAGAGAGAUCACCAGGGGUCUCAACCUGCCCACAUCCAUCACCAGCGCCGCAUUCACGCUCCGCACACAAUAUAUGAAGUAUCUGUAUCCGUACGAGUGCGAGCGGAAGGCGUUGAGUUCUCCCAGCGAACUGCAGGCCGCCAUCGACAGCAACCGGCGUGAAGGCCGUCGAGCCACUUACAGCAACAGCCUGUUCCGCUUUAGCCCCUCCCCCGGCUCCGCCCCUCACCUCCUGACCCCACCCAAGAUGCACCUGUCAGCGCUGGGGAACAUAGGGGCCCUGAAUCGACUGCAGGGGCCAUCUCUGAAGAAGGGACUGGACGAUGGCCGCUCGUCCUCCGUGGCGCUGGUGAUGGGGCAGCAGCAGAUGGGUCUGGCGCGGGCUGCGACACUGGAGCAGCUCCGAGAGAAGCUGGAGACGGAUGCACCGGAGAGAAAGAUGCUGCGUCUGGCCGAGGAGCAGCAGAGACUCAUGCAGCAGGCCUUCCAGCACAACCUGCUCGUCAUGGCCUCGCAGAUCCCCGUCAACCUGCGUCCCGGAGCUCCGGCCAGGGAUGAGAAGCAGGAUCUGGCUGUGAGUAUUUCCUCCAGCGGAGCAGCGAGUAUCAGCAUGUCAGUGGAAGUCAACGGCAUCGUUUACUCAGGAACUCUGUUUGCGCAGAAGUCUGCGGCUGCGUCUGCUGCACCUGGACCCAGCUUCACCUUCCCUAGCUCCGCCCCCAGCCAAAGCCCCGCCUCUUCCUCCUCCUCCAAGGGGCGGAGCUCAGCAGAGCCAUCCACCAGCGGCUCUCCAUAACCAAAUUACUGAAAAUCAAACCGUUGCACAACCAGUACCUCAGU
Molecule: messenger RNA, 1613 nt
Organism: Carassius carassius (crucian carp)
Lineage: Eukaryota; Metazoa; Chordata; Actinopteri; Cypriniformes; Cyprinidae
Product: AT-rich interactive domain-containing protein 3B-like
Exons: 8
Coding region: 1-1569 (522 amino acids)
Biological process (GO): regulation of transcription by RNA polymerase II
Cellular component (GO): nucleus
Molecular function (GO): DNA binding
Source: RefSeq, a predicted model, not a curated record